AUUCACUAGAAGGCACACGCAAAGUCUAUGACAGAUCAGGCCUGAUCAAGGCAUCCACAACUGCCGUUUCAUUUCUGGAAGAAUUGCUUAUGGGAACCAGCGAGUCGGAAUGCCAGCACUUAAUUAGCCCCCUGACGAGGGUGCAAAUUUCAGGUGAUCAAGCACUAUCUACCGUAAAUGUGAUUCAAGAGUGCCUUCAAUGGCUAGGCCGACGCGAGCAGUCCACGGGACAACGAAGAGCCCUCCUUGCCAAGUAUGGAGCUGCAACUCGAGAUCUGAGAGUGACAAUGUCCUCAUCCCCAUACUCACCUACCUUGGGAAUCGCUGCAUUUCUCUUUACAUUAUAUGAAAUGAUUGUCAAUAUUGAUUCAGAGGACCACACAUGGCAAAUUCACCUCGGAGGGCUUCUCAAUAUCUUAUCCCAGCUACCUUCAUAUCAAGGAGAUGAUCAAGUUCAAAGUGUACAGCUUGCAAUUGAGAUUGCUAAUUCUGAAGGUGACCCGUUUCAGGCACUUGCAAGCCACGACAUGGGAGAUAUCGCAAAAGCCUUUGUAAUCUUAGACAUCGCAAUGCUUCGUCUGCGUCAGGUGGCAGAGGAUCUCGAAAACUUGUGUCAAGAGGUGAAGACUCCGCGAAAAUUAGACGUGCAAAAGCUUCGAGCCUCUAUCAAACACAUCCAAAGGAACCUCAACUUGUUUCCAAAAAUCUGUCAGAGCCUGAAUUUUGACAUUGCCGAGAUGCAUAUUGAUGAUAUAUUGGGAAACCAUCUUCUAUUGGCACGGGUGAACGACUACCACUGUUUACAAAUAAUCACCUCCGACUUGCUUGUAGAGACCGGGAGAUAUGUCUAUUCAAAUGGAAGCUUUGAAAAGUCCAAGGAAUACUCAAUUCUCUAUGGCAUCAUUCACCAGGCAACACGAAGCAUACGUGCCGCAGUCCCUGGAGUCCUUCAUAGAACCGCCGCCCAAACCCAGGAUUAUGACAACAGACCAAUGAAGCCCUUGAUAAGUGGCUUACUGGUAGUUUGGCCGUUAUGCUGCUGCUACAAAGCAUCGGAAUUAUCUCUGUCACAGCAAGAUUGGAUUCGAGACACCCUGUGGUCGAUCGGAAGUGACGGAUUCAUCCCUAAGGCCUCGGCAUUGGCUCAGUCGCAAGGAGCAAAUGCCAAAUGGACGGAUGUUUUAGCAGGAUUGCUUCUCGUCCGCGUGGCCACUUCGGGCGAGCUCCGGUGUCUUGUCGGCUGUAGUGGGCCGCUGUAA
Messenger RNA from Xylona heveae TC161, 1259 nucleotides. RefSeq lists its product as hypothetical. The coding region runs from base 90 to 1259 and encodes 389 amino acids. Lineage: Eukaryota; Fungi; Ascomycota; Xylonomycetes; Xylonales; Xylonaceae. The record is from RefSeq and is a predicted model, not a curated record. The transcript has 4 exons.